AUGUCAGAUGAGUAUUUAUCAUCAUGGACAGAAAUAUCGACGACUCCGCCUAUCCGUCGAAUUCCAAUGGAUAUUAUUUCAAAUUCGAUGAUUUCAAAUGAGCAAAUUCAUAUUCAUAGGAAUUUAUCAUAUUCAGUUGAUUCUUUGAAGAAACUUCGAAAAAAUUCUUAUUAUUCUGUGAAGCAAUCAUUCGACAAAUUGAAAAGUUUCUCAUCCAAUGAUGAUUCAUUGGAAUCUAUACCAUCGGAUAUUCCAAACAAUGAUGACGAUGAUGAUAGAAGUAGUUAUGAUGAAAUAAAUCAGUCGGAGCAAUUGAUCCUACAUGAUUUAUAUCCUGAAGAAAAUCUAGUUGAAUGUGAAAUAUGUUUUGAAGAUACUUCAACUGAUGAUCAGUUACCGUGUUGUUCAUCCUCGAUAUGUUCAAAUUGUGUUCAACUUCAUUUGUCAACAAACAUCAAUGAAGGUCGAAUUCGGAUCUUAUGUCCGUCAUGUUCACAUAUAUUCACGCACGAAGAAAUUUUAUUAUUAUUGACUAAAAACGAUCCGAAUGGAAAGAUGAGUGAACGUUACAAACAGUUUUAUGCGGAUAUGAAUGGUGAAUUGCACAUAAAAACGUGUCCGAAAUGUUGCUCAAUCAAGGAAAUUGAUAAACGUUUAGUUGAAGGUAUUCGAUGGAAAAAAACCAUUCCGCGACAGGUUAUUUGUGAAGAAUGCCAGUUCGAAUGGUGUUUCUUCUGUCAUGCACCCUGGCAUGAGAAGAUGUCGUGUAAAGAAUAUCAAAAAGGAGAAAAAAUGUUUCGACUAUGGGCUUCCCAAAUCGAUCAAAAUCAACACAAUGCACAAAAAUGCCCGCGUUGUAAAGUUUAUAUUUCGCGAAAUGGUGGCUGUCCACACAUGAUUUGUUCAAAAUGUCAAUGUGAUUUUUGUUAUAGCUGCGGCCGAAGAAGAUUAGGCGUAAAAUUUUUCGGUUCACACGACAGUCGAUAUUCGCCAUUGGGAUGUAAAUAUAAUUUAUAUCCAAAUAAACCCAUUCUGCGUCAUACAGUGCGUGGAUUGGUUACUGGUGUUGCAACAUUAGCCGUACCUGUUGCCAUUGUUGGUGCGAUGACAAUUUUAGCUGUUGGAACAACAAUUGCUCUUCCAACCUAUGGAACUUAUCGUUUAAUUAAACACAUCCGAUUCAAACGAUAUGAACGACAACGAAGACGGCAAACAGAAACAAUACCAAGACAAUGGACAACAAACGAUAGUCUUUCCACGUAUGUUAAUGGUAUUAAUGAACGAAACACAGAAGAAAACCAUGAUGAUGAUGCUAUGGAAAGAGCCAUUCAAGCGAGUUUGGUUACGUUCAGAGAAGAAACUAUGCGAAGAGACGAGGACAACGACGCCAUGUCUUAUUCAACCGAACAUGCACGCCAUUCAAAUCAAAGUGAUUUGGACGAUGAUAGUUUAUAUGAAUAA
Adineta ricciae is the source of this 1461-nucleotide messenger RNA. The record is from the annotation of a GenBank genome assembly. NCBI's taxonomy places the organism in Eukaryota, Metazoa, Rotifera, Eurotatoria, Adinetida, Adinetidae.